Molecule: messenger RNA, 3296 nt
Organism: Marmota monax (woodchuck)
Lineage: Eukaryota; Metazoa; Chordata; Mammalia; Rodentia; Sciuridae
Gene: Plcd4
Product: phospholipase C delta 4
Exons: 12
Coding region: 1033-2958 (641 amino acids)
Biological process (GO): lipid metabolic process; intracellular signal transduction
Molecular function (GO): calcium ion binding; phosphatidylinositol-4,5-bisphosphate phospholipase C activity
Source: RefSeq, a predicted model, not a curated record
UAUGGGCUGAGACAUCUUAGGUUAAGUGUAACUGAGGAUUCUGAAGGAGAAAUGAAUGCUAGGGAUGGCACAGAGUUUGGCAUGAAUGAGGACUUGUAGGAUUUGGAGGAAGGGACAGUGAGAGACAGAGGUGCAAAUAAGGCACUGCUCCUGAAAGCUGAACAGAAGAUCCAAAAGCAUUUACUACCAUAGGGAUACCAUAGUUAUUGGACAGGAAGCCAUUUCUUAGAGGGCUCAAUGAUAUAGACAACUUCUAGAUUGCUGGAUUGUACACCAGUUCACUUAUUCAUUCAUUAAUCACUUAUUAAACAGAAUGUUUCAGGAACUAUACAAAGCUUUAGGGUUCCAAAUAUUAAUGAGAUACAGAUAUUGCUUCAGUUAGUGGAGAGGAGGAUAUAAAUAAUCUAAGUUCCAAAGAAUUGUCGUUCUUAGAUGAUUUGUAUGUAUUCAAAGGAAGGAUAUUUCAUUCUACUUAAGAGUGUAUUGAUAAAGCUUCAGGGAAUAAAGAGUUUGUGAGCUGGGUCUGAAAAAUGGAAGAAUUGGAACAUGAUGAGUGGAGGAGGGAAAGGCACUUCUGCCUGGGUGAACAGAAUGAGUAAAGGUCUGGAGAUAGGAAAUUGAGGAGCAAGAGAGAAAGUUGAGAGCAGGGAGUUGCUGAGUCUAGCUAUAAAGUGCAAGGAAGACAGAGAUAUAUUGAACAGGCUGUGUUGUAUAAGAUCCAAGGGGUGAAGGGAAUCUUAAUUUCUAUGUUAAGGAAUUUGAGUUUCUUUCUUCAGGCAGCAGAGAGGUCCCUGCAGGUACCUGAGCCAUUCAGUGACAAGAUAGAUUGUUGGUCUGGAGAGAUUAUUCUAAAGCUGUGUGGGGAAUGGAUUGGCAUGGGACUGGCAACAAAGACAGGGGAGGGAUGUCAAUGGAUAAACAUGCACAUACUUCUGGACACACAAACACAUACAUACAGUGCUUUUGCCUUGACUCAGACCUGGAUGGUUGAGUGAUUUGUUCCAGCGUGGAGACAAAAACCAAGAUGGUCGGAUGACUUUCGAAGAAGUUCGGCGGUUGUUGCGUCUGAUGAAUGUGGAAAUGGACCAAGAAUAUGCCUUUGGUCUUUUUCAGGAAGCAGACAUGUCCAAUUCUGGGACUCUAGAAGGAGAAGAAUUUGUAUAUUUCUAUCAGGCAUUGACAAAGCGCACUGAGGUGCAUGAAAUGUUUGAACAAUUUUCUGAUGAUGGGCAGAAACUGACCCUGCUGGAAUUUGUGGAUUUCCUUCGAGAGGAGCAGAAAGAAAGAGAGCGAGCCACUGACCUUGCUCUGGAACUCAUUGACCGCUAUGAGCCUUCAGAAAGUGGCAAACUGCGGCAUGUGCUGAGCUUGGAUGGCUUCCUCAGCUACCUCUGCUCAAAGGAUGGAGACAUCUUCAACCCGGCCUGCCUUCCCAUCUACCAGGAUAUGACUCAACCUCUGACCCACUACUUCAUUAGCUCCUCUCACAAUACUUAUCUCGUUGGGGACCAACUUUGUGGCCAGAGCAGCGUCGAGGGAUAUAUACGGGCCCUGAAACGAGGGUGCCGCUGUGUGGAGGUAGAUGUAUGGGAUGGACCUAACGGGGAACCCAUUGUUUAUCACGGACACACCCUGACUUCCCGAAUCCUGUUCAAAGAUGUUGUGGCCACAGUUAAACAAUAUGCCUUCCAGGCAUCAGAAUAUCCACUCAUCUUGUCCCUGGAGAACCACUGCACCUGGGAGCAGCAGCUGACCAUGGUACGCCAUCUGACUGAGAUCCUGGACGAUCAGCUGCUGAGUUCCACCUUGGAUGGGCUGCUACCCACUCAGCUUCCCUCACCUGAGCAGCUUAAAGGGAAGAUCUUAGUGAAGGGGAAGAAGUUAGGAACACUUGAGGAUGAUCUUGAAGAUGAGGAAGAAGUGACAGAACCCCAGCUGGAGAGACAGCAGGGGUCAGAACUGCCAUUGGGGUCCCCCUCCGAGCCUGUGACACUGGAGCUGAGCCACCUGAAUAAGGACAAAAAGAAGAAAUCCAGGUCCGUCUUGUGUCCAGCCCUCUCUGCCCUGGUUGUCUACCUGAAGUCUGUCUCAUUCCGCAGCUUCACCCAUUCAAAGGAGAACUACCACUUCUAUGAGAUAUCGUCCUUCUCUGAAACCAAGGCCAAAAGCCUUGUCAAGGAGGCUGGCAAUGAGUUUGUGCAGCACAAUGCCUGGCAGUUAAGCCGUGUGUAUCCCAGUGGUCUGAGGACAGACUCAUCCAACUACAACCCCCAGGAACUCUGGAAUGUAGGCUGCCAAAUGGUGGCUAUGAAUAUGCAGACUGCAGGGCUUGAAAUGGACAUCUGUGAUGGGCUCUUCCGCCAGAAUAGUGGCUGUGGCUAUGUGCUAAAGCCAGAUUUCCUGCGUGAUAUCCAGAGUUCCUUCAACCCGGAGAAACCCCUCAGUCCUUUCAAGGCCCAGACUCUUUUGGUCCAGGUUAUCAGUGGUCAGCAACUCCCCAAAGUGAACAACACCAAAGAGAGGUCCAUUGUGGACCCACUGGUGAGAGUGGAGAUCUAUGGCAUCCGUCCAGACACAACCUGCCAGGAGACCAACUAUGUGGAGAACAAUGGUUUUAAUCCCUACUGGGGUCAGACACUGUGCUUCCGGGUGCUGGUACCUGAACUUGCUAUGCUGCGUUUUGUGGUUCAGGAUUAUGACUGGAAAUCCCGAAAUGACUUUAUUGGUCAAUAUACCCUGCCAUGGACCUGCAUGAAACAAGGUGAGACAGUCCUUGGAUCCCUGGCCAACACCCUGGCUCUGGCUGCCUCCCUAAUGUUGUUGUCCUGCCCCUUUCCAGGUUACCGCCACAUACACCUGCUCUCUAAAGAUGGCAUCAGCAUCCACCCAGCUUCCAUUUUUGUGUACAUCUGCAUCCGGGAAAUGGAAGAGCUUCAACCUGGGGAGUCUGAAUUCUGAGUCUAUACUGGAGUUCCCUCCUUCCUCUUGCUGUAGGCUCAGUCCCAUACUCAGAUCUACUACUAAUCUCUCCCAUCAACUCUGGCACGAAAGCAAAUUGCAACUAGAAACUCAGAGAGGGGCUUGGAGCAAAGAAACUUACAGAAGUAUUAUACCUUUAACUUCCUCAAAGCCCUGAGUCAAGGGAAGGAUAAAUCAAGGCUCCUCAGGCAAAGGCUGAGGAAGGAGACCUGACCCUAGGACUGUACCAUGACUCUCCAGAGAACAGCACACAGCCAUGUCCCCACUGGGUUGCACCUCUCCAGUCCCCCUGGUGUAAAUAGAGCUUCUCUCUCCAA